AUGGCGUCAGUCAGCGUACUCUAUCAGUCCAAGCUGCGAUCGGCGCUGGAUAAGGGCGAGUUCUAUCCGCUCUCGCAUUUGUAUUUCUGCGAAGAAUGCGACGCUAUACGCUGCCCGCGAACUAUCAUACUCGACGCAGUGAUGCAUUACUGCCCCAAUUGUUUAUUUGAAGUACCAACGGCGUCUGUGAAAUCGCAGAGGAAUAGGUGUAUGAGGAAUUGCUCGAGUUGCCCGCUAUGUCAGAGUUCGCUGUCUACCGUUGGCACAGGCACUAGCAUCGACGAUCCUAAUAUCAGUCUCGAUAAGCUCACUGAGGCGGAGUCUUCUCGUGCCGACCCGCCCUUCUUGCUUAGCUGUGGAUGCUGUGGCUGGAACAGCAGGUGUUUCGGUGAGAGGGGUGUAUUUGAUAAACCUACGGGUAUCGGAGCGCUUAUUGCGCGCGGAGACGAGAAGGAAGGCAGAGCUAAUGAGGAGUUUGAGCAUGUCAGAAGUAAAUUCGAGUCUCUCCUUAGCGUUGACGGUUUCGUAGAUGACGUUGCUUUCCAUCCUCUCUACCCGGCACACGCAACGCCAGACACGAGCGAUAGGCAGCUGGAGUCUUUGGCAGAGACUGAGUUUGAUAAACUCAACAUUCUUAGGAAUGCCACAGAUCUCCACGACAUUCACAACUCGAGCAAUUCAUAUCCAUCUAGCAUAUACAAACACCUGCAGACACCUCAAAGAAUCAAACUAGUUACAAAAUACAGCAAACGUUGCGCUACGUGUAGGCAUAUCCUCAUCAAACCAGAUACCAAAUCACACACUAAACACAAGAUAAAGAUGACAGCUAAUAACUACCUGCCUGCGAUUAACGCGAGGAUAGCGCGGAUGGCGCUGCAACCUACAGGAUCGAGACUCACAAGCAAUGGAGAGUUGAGAGGAGGGAGGGUGUAUGUGUUUGAGAUGCAUACAGUCAAUCCACUGUACGACGCUAUGAAGAUCAGGAUGAAAGUUGUGCACCAGAGUGGCUGCAAAGCUCGUAUAGACGAGGGGGAGUAUGAGAUAGGUGCAUUCAACGAUGUCAUGGAGUUUGAAGAGGAGGCGUGGGUGCAGAGUCAGGCAAGACGCAUCUCAGAGGCCAAGUCUGUCGGACUGGUGGAGAGCAAGGGUAAUUGGACAAACAGUAUGUUUGAAUUGGGAGUAUACCAAGACGCAAAGAGAUUAGAGGUGAGUUUUGGUAAAGAAAAGGUAUAUGCUGAUGAAAAGGUCUAG
This is a messenger RNA of Wallemia ichthyophaga EXF-994, 1251 nucleotides long. RefSeq names its product Dynactin subunit 4. The coding region runs from base 1 to 1251 and encodes 416 amino acids. Gene Ontology annotation, cellular component: dynactin complex. NCBI's taxonomy places the organism in Eukaryota, Fungi, Basidiomycota, Wallemiomycetes, Wallemiales, Wallemiaceae. The record is from RefSeq and is a predicted model, not a curated record. The transcript has a single exon.